Molecule: messenger RNA, 1776 nt
Organism: Cutaneotrichosporon cavernicola
Lineage: Eukaryota; Fungi; Basidiomycota; Tremellomycetes; Trichosporonales; Trichosporonaceae
Gene: KRS1
Exons: 3
Coding region: 1-1776 (591 amino acids)
Biological process (GO): lysyl-tRNA aminoacylation
Cellular component (GO): cytosol; cytoplasm
Molecular function (GO): ATP binding; lysine-tRNA ligase activity; tRNA binding
Source: RefSeq, a predicted model, not a curated record
AUGUCCGCCCCCGUCGAGGCCAACCUCCAGAAGGACCCCGAGACCGGAGAGAUGGUCUCCAAGUCCGAGCUCAAGCGUCGCCAGAAGCAGCGUGAGGUCGAGAAGAAGAAGGCUGCCAAGGCCGCUGAGAAGGCCGCCAGCGCUCCCGCCCAGUCGUCCAAGGCUGGCGCCGCUGCUGCUGCUGCUGCCGAGGAGCAGCUCGACGCUGCGGCGUUCUACGAGCUCCGCUCGAACGCGAUCAAGAAGCUGCGCGAGACCAAGAACCCGGACCCUUACCCGCACAAGUUCCACGUAUCGACCGGCAUCCCCGCGUUCGUCGAGGAGUGGGCUGUCGAGGGCAAGGUGCCCGAAGGCGAGACCGUCGAGGUUGAGAAGCCGAUCACCGUCGCUGGCCGCGUACAGACUAUGCGCGCGUCGGGCAACAAGAUCCGCUUUUACGACCUGCGCGCUGACGGCGCCAAGGUCCAGGUGCUUGCGCAGGCGCAGAACGCCGAGUCGCUCGAGGCGUUCGUCCAGCAGAACGACCUCAUCCGCCGCGGUGACAUUAUCGGUGUCACCGGUAAGCCGACCCGCACCAAGGCUGGUGAGCUCUCCAUCGCCGCCAGUGAGGUCAGGCUUCUCGCGCCCUGCUUGCACCAGCUGCCAGGCCGCGAGGGCCUCACCGACACCGAGACCCGCUACCGCAAGCGCUACCUCGACCUGAUUGUCAACCAGCCCACCCGCGAUGUCUUCAUCGCCCGCGCCAAGAUUGUCAACUACAUCCGCAAGUUCCUUGACUCGCUUGGUUUCCUGGAGGUCGAGACUCCCAUGAUGUCGAUGAUUGCCGGUGGUGCCACCGCCAAGCCAUUCGUGACCCACCACAACGACCUCAAGCUUGAUCUCUUCAUGCGUAUCGCUCCCGAGCUCUACCUCAAGGAGCUCAUUGUCGGUGGCCUUGACCGCGUGUUUGAGAUCGGCCGCGUGUUCCGCAACGAGCAGAUUGACAUGACCCACAACCCCGAGUUCUCUAUCUGCGAGUUCUACAUGGCUUACGCCGACAUGUACGACCUCAUGGACAUGACCGAGUCGAUGAUCUCGGGUCUCGUCAAGUACCUCACUGGUGGGACCAAGAUCAAGUUCCACCCCAAGGGCAAGGGCGAGGGCCAGCCGUGCUACGACAUUGACUUUGCCGCUCCCUGGAAGCGCUUUGACAUGAUCGAGGAGCUCGAGAAGCAGCUCAACGUCAAGUUCCCUCCCGGAGACACCCUCCACACUGACGAGGCCAACAAGUUCCUCCGCGAGAUCUGCGAGAAGCACAACGUCGACUGCGCUGAGCCCAAGACCAACGCCCGUCUCCUUGACAAGCUUGUCGGCGAGUUUAUUGAGAACCAGUGCAUCAACCCCUCGUUCAUCGUUGGCCACCCCCAGGUCAUGUCCCCCCUGGCCAAGUACCACCGCUCGCGCCCCGGUCUCUGCGAGCGCUUUGAGGCCUUCAUUGCGACCAAGGAGAUCUGCAACGCCUACACUGAAUUGAACGACCCCUUCGACCAGCGUGACCGCUUCGCGGAGCAGGUCCGCCAGAAGGAGCAGGGUGACGACGAGGCGCAGGGUGUCGACGAGACCUUCCUGAACGCCCUCGAGUACGGUCUUCCCCCCACCGGUGGCUGGGGUCUCGGCAUUGACCGUCUCGUCAUGUUCCUCACCGACUCGGCCAACAUCAAGGAGGUGCUCCUGUUCCCGGCCAUGCGCCCAGAGAAGCAGGGCGACCACGAGUUCCCUUCGCAGGGGCAGAUCUAA